AUGGGUAUAAUGAAAAAUAAAAGUACAGUUGUAUUUGGACAAUCUCGUGAUGUUGUGGUCGCCCAAAUUGUGAAUCUGAUUAAUAAUGUAAAUGGAGAAUAUAAAGAUCUCGAAUGGGACAUUGAAAAAAGCCCGAACAAUACACUUUAUAAUAAUGGUCAACUCCUUACAAAGUCUGGUCAUAGGAAAACCUUUGAUAAUAAUGGAUAUAAAUAUUCUGAUAAUUAUGUUGAACGUGUUUCUAAAACUAUAACAAAUCCAAAUAAUGAUAAUGUUAAUCAAGUAAUUCGAGGCGAUGGUUGGUUUCUCCCAAUUCUUUCUGCUGCUGCUAGUAUUCCUGGACUUAUAGAAUCUAUAGCAGUUGCACGAAAGGAAGAUUUCUGUAUUUAUGGGUUCGUAUUCUUCAAGAAAGAUAAAUGGAUUGGUAUUGUAAUCGAUGAUUAUUUGUUUUAUAAGAAACAAGAACGCACACUUUUAUUCAGUGCGUGUAAUGAUCCAAAAAUUACAUGGGUUCCACUCCUCGAAAAAGCCUAUGCUAAAUGUCAUAAAAAUUAUGAAACUAUCGAUCGGGGAUGCAUACGUGAUGUACUCGUAGGUUUUGGUGGCAAAGAUUAUAAAGCAUAUAAAACAGACAAUAUCAAAAAUAACCCUAUCAAAAAAGAUAAAUUGUGGAAUUCAUUUCCUUCUGACACGAAAAAAAAUAAUAGUAUAUUUAUUUGUCAUGGUGUAAAAGUUGGAUAUGGUUUAAUCCAACAUCACAUCUAUAGUAUUAUUCGUGCUGUUAACUUUCAUAAUCAUUAUUUGGUUGAAGUUCGUAACUCAUUGGACCAUGGGAAAUGGAAAGGUUUAUGGUCAGAUGAAAGAUAUAAUCAAGAAUGGUCACCAUGGGUAAUACAAAAAGGCAACAAACGUUACAUAGCAGAAUUAAAUUAUUUUCUCAGCGAUCAUGAUUCUUUCUUUAUGCAUUAUGAUGACCUUUUGAACCAAUUUGAUAUAAUCGAGCGUUGUUAUUAUACACCACCUACAACAUAUAUUGGUUUAGAUUUAACCAAUAAGCUUGUAUCAUCUUGGUGGAAUGGCGAAUAUAAUAUAUUUUAUACAAAUAUAGGACAGAAUCAGCCGGACUUGUCAAUCAUAAAAUUAAAAUUUUCAGCUCAACUCCCUGGUGAUUUAAAUUUCUUGAUUACUUCACACGGGAAAGAUGGUACCGCUUACCCAAAAGAUGGUAUAGGUACUUACACUAUUGAUGAAGGUCAAUUUAAUUCAUUAACAAAGGUUAUUACUUUUACCAAAUGUUACGUCAAUUGUAACCAUAAUGUGACAUGGAACUAUCAAGGUCUAUAUAAACAUAAGUUGUUUUUUGGAACAUGGGGUACCGAAAAUCAACCUCUUGGAAAUUUUAUUAUUAGACGAGCUGAUAAAGUUAAAAGUUCGUCACUUACCGGAAAUUGGUGUGGAUGUUAUUUUUAUAACUUAAAUGAUAAUGAUAUUGAUCACUAUUUAAUGAACUUGGAUUUCUCCGGGAACCUUAUUUCUGGUUCUGGCACUGAUAGCGUUGGUAAUUUUAAAAUAAAUGGAGAAAUAUUACCUAAUGGUUCAGUUGGUUUAAUUAAAAAAUAUACUACUCAUUCAUGGAAUUAUUAUGGACGAAUAUAUGGAAGUGAAAUAUAUGGAAGAUGGGGCAUGAUUGGAACACCUAAUAGCGGAACUUUCUUGAUGUGGAAAUACGAGUAA
Molecule: messenger RNA, 1734 nt
Organism: Cetraspora pellucida
Lineage: Eukaryota; Fungi; Glomeromycota; Glomeromycetes; Diversisporales; Gigasporaceae
Source: the annotation of a GenBank genome assembly